CCUUGCGCCGCAUGGUGGGUUUUCAACCGAAGCUCAGAAGCCCACAAUGGACCCCUGAAAAAGGUGUCAUCAAAUGUAAACAAGUGAAUCGGAAGAAAACAUGCUGGAAAAAAAUCUUUAGCAGAGUAACUGACCAAGAAGGGGAAAAUGAACAGAUGGUGUCUGCUGAAACAGAGAGCGGUGUUACAGAUGCUGCAGCUGCCUUGUUGUCCAUCAUUACAGAGUCUAUGAAUCACAGCUGUUCGUGCCCUGAGCCAGUACAGUCCAGGCUAAGUCCUGAUGCAGAGCCUGUUCCUUCAUCUGCUGACAUAGAGUAUGAAGAUUUUGAAUUUGAGUUAGUGGCUGAAGUACACCUUUCUGAUUCCGUGGACUCUCUUUGCUCUCUCAGCCGUUUUGGAAGGGUCACAAAUUGGAGAAACAAGUCAGCAUUUCUUGAGCUGCCUUCUUGUCAGAGAAGAAAGUCGCUGUUUGGAAACAGUACUUCAAAUAGUAUCCAAAGCUUAGCAUACAGGAACAGAACAUGUUCGGAUUUGCUUCAGAAUUUGCCCAUCCUUUGCUCCUCUUCCUUGGAAUCAAUGGACUGCCUGAGGCCUGAGCGGAGUAGAAAGUCAAGGACAGUAGUUUUAAAAGAUGUUAAUUUGCACCGUCUUGAUGUAAGGACUAAGGGUACGGAUAUAAUUACAGAAAACAAAUGGUUUCCAUCCGUUAUGUCUGAAGUGGUGAGGGAACCACAUUUGACUGUUGAACAAUGCGGUUCAGACUCGUACUUGGAUAACUCUUAUAUUUUUGAAAUGGGUAAGGCACCCAUGACAUUUGUGGAUUCCCUUGCAAACAGAUUGGCUGGUGAUGAAAAAAAGCCAGAAACUUCCAAUGUUAAUGACUGGGCUGUUGCACUUGGUGGUGGAUCUGGAGUGUCCAACGGGCAUGAGAGACCUCUGACAGGAGAAGGGGGUUCUACAUCUGGCAGUCAACCCUCACAGUCCUUUAGUAGUACUGAGGAAAUUGCUGAUUCCAAUCCUUCCUUUUACUCUCAGAAUGUUUCGACUACUUCCAGUGCAUAUUCCACUGUCGAAUAUGGUGGGUUGGAUAUUUACGACCCCUUUCACCCCACAGAUGAAGAAAAUGGUGAGAUGGAGUACGAGCCAGAAGAGUCAGCAGAGGAGCAGCUUAAAGAAGAACAUGACGAUCAAAAGUAUGACCCUUUUGAGCCAACUGGAUCAAACCCUAGCUCUCCUGAAAGUAACUCUGCCUUAAAUUUUGAAAAGGAAUCCUCCCAAGACAUGGAAACAAACACAGAAAUGCAUGUUGACACCCAUCAGGAAAGUUCAGAGUGGUGUAUUCCCUCUUCAGAAGAAAAAGAAGAGCCUAUGGAUGGUUUUGCAAUUGAACCUUCUACUGUGUCACGUGAAAGUAUAAUUGAGCCUCUAACCCCAACUGAUGCGUACUCCCCAAGUGCUGAGUAUGCAUCUGAAGAACAUGAAGGUAUAGUAGAACCUCUGACCCCUACAGAUGCAUAUUCCCCAAGCACCGAAUAUAUAUCUGAAGCACAUGAAAGUACAGCUGAACCUCUUACUCCAACGGAUGCAUAUUCCCCUAGUGCUGAAUAUAUAUCUGAAGAACAUGAUGGCAUAGUUGAACCUCUGACCCCUACAGAUGCAUAUUCCCCAAGUAUUGAAUGUGUGUCUGAUGCACAUGAAAGUGUAGCUGAACCACUUACCCCUACAGAUGCCUACUCUCCAAGUGCAGAGUUUGAAUCUGUCCCACAGGACGAUACAAUUGAACCUUUGUCUCCUACAGAAGCCUAUUCCCCAAGUGUUGAGUAUGCAUCAGUAGAUGAUAGUGGCAUAGUUGAAGUUGAACCUCUCACCCCCACUGAUGCAUAUUCUCCAAUUGAAGUAGAAGAUUUGUCUUCUGAUUCUGCCCCUGAAGAUGAAGCCUCGUGCCAGACUGGCAUUGAGUUAAGCCCAGUGUGGAAGUCUGAUUGUAACCAGGAAACCCAAAACUUAGAAUGUGAACCAGUUCAUAAUGAAGAGAGAAAAGAACCUGAAAAUAUGCUGAGUGAGACUGCAGGCACCACUGAAGAACCAUGCAUCUCUCCAGUACCAGUAGAAGAAAAUACAUCAGAACAACCUGAGCCUUCAUUAACUCCUGAAAAAACAAAAGUAAUAUCUCUAGAGAUCCCUGCUAGUAAGAAAGAGCAAAGAACUCAUAAAACAUCCGAGAGUGAUCACAAAACAAAGAAGGAGGUACGGGUCAGUCCAGAGCGUAGAACAGGUGAUGGUGAGGAACCUGAGCACAAACCUUAUUCAAGACCACAGAGAAUGACCAUCACUAUUACUGAUACAAGAUCUCGGCAUAAAUCACGACAUUUUUCUGACAGAAGAGAUGAAGGGGAUUAUCUCUAUGUGGACUCAGAAAUUGAAGAAGGAGAAAUUGUGCAGCCUGAAGAAGACCGUUUUAGUCCUGUGAGAACAUUCCGCAGUAGGGGAAGAAUCUCUGAUCGACCCAUUAGAGUAGUAGAAGGAGAUGAUUUUUUAUCACUGCAUGCGGAUUCUGAUGAAGAGAGAGCUUUGCAGAUAGACUUUGCUGACGGACAGUCCGAUACAAGAUGGAAGGGAAUAGACUUGAGGAGAAAGAUCACAAAUCAGAGAAGGGAGAGAUAUAGGAAGCGUUCAAGAUCAAAGACCCCCGUCAAAAAACGUCAAGGGUCACGCUCUGCAUCCAGUUCUCGAAGUCGAAAGAAGGCAAAGAAAGCACGCAAUAGAUCUAAAUCUGUAGAAAGAAAACAUUCAAAGUCUAAAGAGGCUCGUUCUAAGGCUAAAUCAGCAACACGCAGAAAAAAAUCUAAGUCUCGGGAUCGCAAGCAAUCUGGCUCUAAAUCACGUCGUAAGGUGUCAAGAUCCCAUUCUCGAGAUCAUAGGAGAUCACGAUCCUGGUCCCCUUCACUUAGCACCAGUGUUUCAAUUGUUGAUUCUUCACGAACAUCAGCAGAAAGGCGAAGAAGCAGACGGUCUAGAUCAAAAGGCAAAGUCUACCCAAAAUCACGAUCUGCCAGUGAUGACAGGGCCAGAAAAAAUAAAUAUAGGGACAAGCAUCAUGCAGAUGAUAAAAGCCACAAAAGGAAACGGUCUAUAUCAAAAUCAAGGGACAGAGAAAGGAGAUCAGAUAAUUAUUCAAGAAGGUCAAAAGAAAGGCACGAAAAAGAUAAAGAUCUGAAGAGAGACCGUUAUUCUGCUAUUGACAGAAAGCCAGAAAUAUCCUUAACAGAUAGGAGAAGGGACAGUAGAGGGGUUGUGCCCCCUUCAAUUCAGGACCUAAAUGAUGACCUUUAUACAAUCAAGAGAACAAUAACUGUAAAUCGUGAUGACCGACUGGAUGACCACAGUGAUUUAUUGGAUUCUUUGGAGAGAGGUGGCAGACGAGAAGUCCUUUAUGACUCUGAAGGUUUAAGUUUUGAAACCAGCUUUUCUGACCGGGAACAUCCAGAUGACAGAGAUAGCAAGGGCAACCGACUGUUGGGUAGACAUUUAAGUAAACUUGAAAGCGGGAAAAGGAGAAGUGAUUAUGACAAGAGAUGGAAGGAGGAGGAUUACAAAUUGAAAUUGUCCAGGGAGACCGAGCGGAAGCGAUCCCGCGGUGAAGAGAAGUCCAGCCGGGAAAAACGCAAAAAGAAAGUAAGAGAGUCAGUAGACUUGGACAUUGUCAAAGCUGAAAAAGAAAGAGUGUAUACAGAAAAAGAAAAAACUGGUAAGAAAAUUAAGUCUGGUCACAAGAAUGGAAAAGAAGGGCCAACACGGAAGGUCAAACUUCAGUCUAAAGUGGCUGUCUUGAUUCGUGAAGGUGUCAGUAGCACUACCUCAGUUAAAGAGGCUGGAUCCAUUGGAGUAAAGUUUAGUCGAGAUAGAGAGAGCCGGUCACCUUUUAUUAAAUCAGAAGAGAAUGUGGACAACUUGACAGUCACCCGACCAAAGAUGGAGAUUCCAGACACUAAAGAAGUUGUUGUAAAACCUAAGAAAGUGAAAAUUGUCAAGGUUAAGACGGGUGUCAAAAAGGUUAAGGCAGUUGCAGCACAGGGCAAGUUAAAAGGGCCAGAAAAGAAAAAGAAAAAACUAAAGCCAAAGGGUACUUUGAAGAAGUCAAAAGCAGACAGUUGCAGCAAGGAGCCUUCCAGUCCAGCAGUAGUAAAGGCAGAGUCUCCAUGGUCUGAUUCCGAAAAGUCUGACAAUAAGGGGAAGCCACCCAGUCCACCCAAAGCAGCAAAUGAGCAAGAGUUAACCCCAGAUUCUCAGACUGUUGACAGUAGCUGUAAGACUCCAGAUGUUUCCUUGCAACCAGAGGAGCCAAAGGAGGAGCAGAAGAUUUCAGAGGUCCCUGUGGUUGACAGUCUGUCAGAAGUGAAUGAGGAGCAGGCACGAAGCUCAGGAGCAACUACUGUGCCAUGGAAUCUGCAAACUGGAAUGGACACUGCAAGUGGAGUGUUAGCCUUGACAGCAUUACUGUUCAAGAUGGAACAGGAAAAUCUGGCCAGCCGGGCAAAAGCGAAAGAGCUAAUUCUUAAUAGUCAGAUAUUAAAUCCUCCAAAACCAUCAACACCUCUGAGUUCUCAUGGCUCUUCAUCAGCUUUUGUGCCUACACCACAACCCACUGCUUCGUACGCUCUUCAUAGCAGUUUACCCCUGACAAGCUCCUCCACACCAUCCACGCCCCUUGAUAUUCCGAGCAGUGUUGUGCAGACAUGUGCUAACACAUCAGGAUACUACUACACAACAUCCUCCAAUAUGGAGUCUGCCAAGGAUGAGCUCGGUUUGAUCUACCCUGAUGGAAAGGCAGAUGCAGACAAGGAAGUUGAAGACCAUGGAGAAGGGAAGACUGGCUCCCGUGGUUCCACUUCACUGAAGUAUAUGAAGAAGUUGCACAUGCAAGAGCGAGCAAUAGAGGAAGUGAAACUGGCUAUUAAGCCCUAUUAUCAGAAAAAGGAGGUCAACAAGAAUGAGUACAAAGAUAUUCUGCGCAAAGCAGUGCACAAGAUCUGUCACAGCAGGAGUGGCGAAAUCAAUCCAGUGAAGGUGAACAAUCUAAUUAAAGCUUACGUCCAGCGGUACAAAUACUUUCGAAAGCAUGGCAGGAAAAUGGAUGAAGAGGACAGUGGCAGAGACAAGUUCCCUUUGCCUCCUAUGUAAAAGAAACACUUCAGAAAAAUAUAAAUAUUUUAUAUACAGUUUGCUGAGAGCUGCUGAUAACAUUUUUCUGCAGGGCUGCCCUGUGAAGAUGAAAGAUGUCCUCCUUUUAAUAUGAGUAACAGCAAGCAAAGGCGUCAUCCCAUCCUGGUAGCGUUUUCAUCAUUUUUAAGCACUCUGGCUUGCUUCACUAUGAACUAUUUUGAGUUGUAGUUCCUAAAUGUUUAUGCCUAUUUUUAAUUUACACUGUAAAUAUAUUUGCCAUUCAAACAGAGCUGAUUUCUAAGUUAAAUUUUUGGUUCACUGUACCCUUUGCCCCAACAUCAGACGUAAUUUUGCAUGUUUUUUUUUUUUUUGUUUUGUUUUGGUUUUUUUUUUUUUUUUUUUUUUUUUUUUUUUUUUUUUGUAAUAUUGUUUUAUCUGUUCGGUUCUGUCCUUAGAAAAAAUAAAGCCCAACUGUUGUAACUAUGUUGUUUUAAUGUGCCUCUCUAGGCAGUAGUAGUGUAUUUACUUUAAUCAUUAGUUUUAUAUGAAAAACUUGAGAGCUUUCUCAAGCAUAAAAAGGUACAAGCUACCUUUAAAUAUAAAUUGGAAGCAAGUAUGUCUUAAAUUAGACACAUUUUUUUAAAUAUAUUUAAAUUCAGGAUGGCAGAGUGUAAAAAAGAAAAUUUUAAUUUGAUUGAUGUUACAGAUUUGUUUACUGUCCCAAAGCUUUAUAAAAACUCCUUUAAGUAUGGUAAUAGAGUGGUAACAUCUAUACAAAAUAUACUGGUAAUGUUUAGAAUAUGUCAUGCAACAAAAAAGUAAGAAUUCAGUCAUAAGUCUGUAUGUAGAUCCCUAUCAAGAUGAUCGAGUUUUCUGAAAAUUCAAACUUCCAAAAAAAAAAAAAUCUAACUUUUUUACGUUUUUGCACCUCCAACACUCCCUGCAAAUUAAAUAUACCAACUCCGAGAUCACACUAUAUUGAAAAAAAGGGUUUAUUUCCCAUUCCAUACUGAACCACAAUCUCCAUUCAGAACCUUCGAGUGUUUGGAAACUCGUUCAUAUGGUCUCGACCAUAUGAAUUUUGAGUUUUUGAAAACUUGAUCAUCUGAUAGGGAUCCAUAUAUAAUGUACUCACAUGUGUGUGUAUGUUUUAUAUAUUUGAGGCAGUCUCAUAAGUGCAAGCUGAACAUCUCAACAGUAGCAGUUUAACACAAGCAUCUUGGGUCAAGUAUUUAGUCAAAGUAGGUGGACUUUAUCAAAGCCUUUCAUAUAUGUGUAUAUAUAUUUUAGCCAUUUUGACCCAUAAGCUUAUGGAGCCCCUUCGUGGAAGCUGGGAUCAAGUUUGCCGUACUUGCCCUAAACAUGAAGUGUACAGUUUGUGUUUUAAGUCUGCAUUUUAAUUUAAAUAUGUGGCAUAAAAUAAAGUUUUUAGACAUCCAGUGCUUUGGGAUGGUUCAAAACCACA
This is a messenger RNA of Protopterus annectens (West African lungfish), 6627 nucleotides long. Its product is annotated as splicing factor, arginine/serine-rich 19-like. The record is from RefSeq and is a predicted model, not a curated record. Gene Ontology annotation, molecular function: RNA polymerase II C-terminal domain binding. Lineage: Eukaryota; Metazoa; Chordata; Ceratodontiformes; Protopteridae. Bases 12 to 5180 code for a protein of 1722 amino acids. The transcript has 10 exons.